CUGUGCCCCGCCCCCUGUCAGUAUCGUUUCCAGGGCUUCCUGAUGUUCAGUUCUUCAGCUGUGUUGCUGAAACUUUAUCUGUCCAGCUGCUCCGGCCAUAGUAAAAGAUGAGCUACCCUGGCUAUCCUCCACAGCCUGGUUACCCUCCUCAGGGUGGGGGUUACCCUCCACAGGCCGGAGGAUACCCUCCACAGGCCGGAGGAUACCCUCCACAGGCCGGAGGAUACCCUCCACAGGCCGGAGGAUACCCUCCAGCAGCAGGGGGUUACCCUCCUCAGGGCGGUGGAUACCCUCCUCAAGCAGGCGGGUAUCCUCCUCAACCCGGUGGUUACCCUCCACAGCCUGGUGCAUAUCCUCCUCAGCCUGGGGCCUACCCAGGCCAGCCCGGUGCUUAUCCCGCCAUGCCUACAGGUGGCUGGGGAGCUCCUGCAGGUCCUGGAAUGCCUGGAAUCGGGCUUGAUAAUAUGUCCAAUCCUGGAUUCAAUCAGCCAGCAAUGCCAGGACCAGGCAUGCCUCAGAUGCCAGGCUACCCAGGGGGACCAGCUCCAGGCCAGCCAAUGCCAGGCUACCCACAAGCCCCACCAUCCAACCCAUCCAUGCCAAGCUACCCACAAGGUCCUGCACCUACUCCGUCUAUGCCUGCCUACCCAAAUACCCCCGCUCCAAAUCCGUCCAUGCCUGCGCAUGGAGGAGGGUUUGGAGGUGGUGCUCCUGCAGUUCCUGCUAUCAAUCGAGGAUUCAGAGGAAGCAUUCCAGAUUGUCCGGGAGCUGAUCCUUUGAAAGAUGCAGAAGUUCUCCGGAAAGCCAUGAAGGGCUUUGGCACUGAUGAGCAGGCUAUAAUUAAUCUGCUUGGAAGUCGCUCCAACAAGCAACGUGUACCUCUCCUGAUUUCAUAUAAGACUGCAUAUGGAAAGGACUUGGUUAAGGAUUUGAAGUCUGAGCUUUCUGGGAACUUUGAGAAGCUGGUGCUGGCCAUGUUAAAGACUCCUGCUCAGUAUGAUGCAUCUGAGCUAAGAGAGGCUAUUAAGGGAGCUGGGACUGAUGAGGCCUGUCUGAUCGAGAUCCUGUCCUCUCGCUCCAAUGCAGAGAUCAGAGAAAUCAAUCAAAUCUUCAAAGCUGAGUACAAGAAAUCACUGGAGGAUUCCAUCAGUGGAGACACCUCAGGACACUUCCGGAGACUGCUGGUCUCUCUUGCUCAGGGUAAUCGUGAUGAGAGAGAGAAUGUGGAUAUAGCAUUAGCCAAACAAGAUGCUCAGACUCUUUAUCAAGCAGGAGAAAAUAAACUGGGCACUGAUGAGUCCAAGUUUAACGCCAUCCUGUGUGCUCGGAGCAAACCUCACCUUAGAGCAGUGUUUAAUGAGUACCAGCACAUGUGUGGCAGAGACAUUGAGAAGAGCAUUGAGAGGGAGAUGUCCGGGGAUCUGGAGAAUGGCAUGCUGGCAGUUGUGAAGUGCAUUAAGGACACGCCAACCUACUUUGCUGAGAGACUCUACAAAGCGAUGAAGGGACUGGGAACUAAAGACCGCACUCUGAUCCGCAUCAUGGUGUCCCGUUCUGAGGUGGACAUGCUGGACAUCCGCCAGGCAUAUGUGAAGAAGUAUGGGAAGUCCCUCUACACAGACAUUUCUGGAGACACUUCAGGGGAUUACAAGAAAUUGCUGUUGAAGCUUUGUGGUGGAAGUGAUUAAGAUGGGGCAGCUUUCAUCGCAGUGAAGAGGAUGAAAUGCUAUGUGUUGUGUUUGUUUAUACAAAUCAUAUUCUCUAUGCACUCUACUACAGUUGCAUGCUGUUGCCAUAAUCUGCAUUAGUUCACAUUUUUGCCAAAGUAUGAAUUUAUAUGCUGUCUUUUAUACAAAUCUUUAUUUUAAAGGGAAUAGCUUAUAUAUAUGUUUUUCUUUAACUAGGCCUUUGACUGACCAUGUUGUAUUUUAAGCCAUAGUUGAAUGAUGAAACAUUUUAAGAAACAUUGGCCAUAUAUAUUUUUGUUGAAAAAAUUAGAGGAGAAGAUAUUUAUGUAUGCUUACAUAUGUUUUAGUAAAGUUUAACUAAAUGUAAAAUGAGUAUUAACCAAAGUGCCAAAUAAAAAGUAGCUUUUGUUUCUGUUAAUUAGGAAAUGUUAAAAUAGAGUAAAAAUAGUAGUUGCUGAAAACUAUGAGAUUUAUUAUUAGAUUAAUACAUAAUGUGUUUAGUAUUGCAAUAGCAACAAAUUAAACACCUUUACAGAGAUUCCUGAUUAGUUUUAACAUUAUGCCAUAACAUUUCUACAUUAUUAUUAUCUUUAUGUGUUUACAUAUUUGUUUUAUUAGACAUUACAGCAAGCACCAAUCGGCUGGGAAAUUAUGAAUGAAUGAAUAAAUAAAUAAGUACAUAAACAAACCCAAUCAGGUAAUUAAAGAGACUUCACUGUG
Messenger RNA from Astyanax mexicanus (Mexican tetra), 2408 nucleotides. It is a transcript of the gene anxa11a, whose product is annotated as annexin A11a. Gene Ontology annotation, biological process: cytokinetic process; phagocytosis. Gene Ontology annotation, molecular function: calcium-dependent phospholipid binding; calcium ion binding. The transcript has 15 exons. The record is from RefSeq and is a predicted model, not a curated record. The coding region runs from base 108 to 1688 and encodes 526 amino acids. NCBI's taxonomy places the organism in Eukaryota, Metazoa, Chordata, Actinopteri, Characiformes, Acestrorhamphidae. Gene Ontology annotation, cellular component: cytoplasm.